Salvia splendens (bonfire salvia) is the source of this 2177-nucleotide messenger RNA. Its product is annotated as putative disease resistance protein RGA1. The coding region runs from base 144 to 743 and encodes 199 amino acids. The record is from RefSeq and is a predicted model, not a curated record. The transcript has 2 exons. Lineage: Eukaryota; Viridiplantae; Streptophyta; Magnoliopsida; Lamiales; Lamiaceae.
UUUUAUACAAAUUGACAAUUCAAUUCUUGCAAAUACAAAGUGACAAUACUUACAUUCCAAUAUACCAAUCUCCUAUCACAUUCAUCCUUCUCAUACCUGCUUUGCCUAUCAGAAAAAGAAUCCUUAAUUGUUGUUGUUCUAUAAUGGCAGAGGCAUUUGUCCAACUCGUUCUUCACAAACUGAUCUCUCUUAUCAAUCGGGAGAUCGGACUAAUCUUGGGCGUCAACGAGGUGAUGAAGAUGCUCUGCAGCACUCUCACCACCAUCAAAGCUGUGUUGGAAGAUGUUGAAGACAAGAAAACCGAGAGCAAGGCAAUUCGAAACUGGCUUCAAAAGCUCAACGCUAUUGCGUAUGAGGUUGAUGACAUAUUGGAUGAGUGCAGCACUCAUGUCUCCAAACUCAAACACUCUCAUUCAAAAUAUAGUCGCUACAGCCUCAAGAAAAUUUGGUAUCACCACAACAUCGCAAGGAGAAUGAAGCAAGUCAACGAGAAAGUGGAGGCCAUUGCUGCGGAGCGUACUAAGUUUCAUCUCCGCGAGAUGCCUCUUCAUAGGCCAAGAGAAGUUUCUCUUGACUCACGCGAGACAGCUUCCCUGUUGAACGAGUCUGAUAAGAUUCAUGGCAGGGAAAAAGAUAAAGACAAGAUUGUGAAGAUUUUGGUGAAUGAUUCAAAGGAUAAACAGCAGAUGUCAGUGCUGCCAAUCAUCGGUGUUGGCGGCCUUGGGAAGACCACUCUUGCUUGACUAGUCUUCAAUGAUCCCCAAGUGGAAGAGCACUUCGAUGUAAGGAUUUGGGUUUGUGUUUCUGAUAACUUUGAAAUGAAGACUUUGGUGAAAGCCAUGAUUGAAUCUGCCACGGGGAGUGGAAAAGCAUGGGAUCUUCAGUAUUUGGAUGGAUGAUAUUUGAUUAUUGAGCAAAAAAAAGAUAUUUGAUUGUGAUGGAUGAUGUUUGGAACGACCACCAGGAUAAAUGGUUUGAGUUGAGAAACGUUCUAUCAUGUGGCUCAGCCGGUUCAUCUGUCAUUGUCACCACACGUCAGAAAAAGGUUGCUGAGAUAAUGACAACACUUCCAUGUUAUUUCUUUUAUGGGCUGUCGGAAGAGCAUUGUAGGGCGCUGCUGGAGCAACGCGCCUUCGGUCCAGGAGAAGAGGUGUCUCCUCAAUUGAAAAUAAUUGGUAAUCAGAUUGUGAGGAAAUGUGCUGGAGUGCCUCUAGCUGCUAUAACGCUUGGAGGAAUCCUACGGUUUAAAAGGAGGGAAGAGGAAUGUAUAUAUGGAACUUGUCAACUGAAGAAAGUUUGAUAGUGCCAGCUUUGUGAUUGAGUUAUCAUCAUCUUCCGUUGGAGCUCAGACAAUGCUUUGCUUAUUUUGCAGCCUUUCCUAAGGACCAUUACAUUGAAAAGGAAGAACUGAUCCUUCUAUGGAUGGCUCAUGGCUACAUUUCAUCGAAGGGGACUCUUCAAGUGGAAGAAGUUGGAAAUCAAAUAUAAUCAAUAAUGGAGAACAAAGUCCCCGGGGUACAAAGUGAAAGAAAUCUCGCAAGUGCAUCUACUGUCCGUGAGGUAAAUUUGCUACAUAAAACUGCCUUGUAUCCUAAAACUUUUCAGCAAGAUAUGGACAUUCCUUCCAUCUUGGAGCUCAAAAGUUUAAGGGUAUUAUAUGCAAAAGCAACAAAAGAUUUGCCUCCUUCCAUCGACAAUCUUAAACAUUUGCGAUUCUUGAAUUUAUCUCAAUCUAAAUUUCGCACUCUCCCCGGCUCAAUUUGUACACUUUGGAAUUUGCAAAUCCUCAACUUGGAUUACUGUGACAGGCUUGUGGCUUUACCUAAGAAGCUCAAAUCCUUACGUAAUCUCCAAUAUCUAUGUUUGUUGGAGUGCAAGUCGUUGCGUGAAAUGCCAUCUAAAAUGAGAGAGUUAAAUGGCCUAAAAACAUUGAGUAUGUUUGUUGUGGGUCUAAAGAGAUAUAACCAACUUGAGGAACUAGAAUGCUUGAACAUGGCUUCAGAUUAGGCAUCUGGAGAGAGUAAAAGACCAUAUGGAUGCAAAGAUAGCAAAAAUUGCAGUAAAAAAAAAUCUUCGAGAUAUGAGUUUGUCAUGGGAAAGAAAUGACUUAUCCAAGCUAGAGGAGGAAGUUGAUGAAAGGGUGUUGGAAGCACUUGGACCUCACCCCAAUCUUGACU